UUAAACUUCAACACAUACCGUGUCAAACUCUACAUGUUUGGAUGAGACCUUCACAGGUUGCAAGUUGCUUGGACUCAAAUUAUCACCCCCUCUAGAGUGACUGCAGCUAGCAUAGGGAAGAUUUGAACAUUUCCAUUUUCUUCAUCGGUUUUUCUUCUUCUUCAAUUUGGUCCCAGUCUCCUUAAUUCCGAGCUAGCUAUUUAAACCUAUCCUUUCUCUGUGGUUCUACUUCUUCAAUUGGUUCCUCCAUUGAUGCUGAUAAUCAAUUUCUUGACAAGAAAGUAAAAGCAAAAUAUGGCUUCCGAAGGAACAAGUCGCUCCCUGCAAGACACACCCAGUUGGGCUCUGGCAACAGUUUGCUUCGUCUUCAUCUUUCUCUCUCUCUUCAUAGAGCACUUGAUCCAUCUCCUUUCCCAAUUUCUCAAAAAGCAUAGAAAGACUGCAUUGUUCGAGGCCGUAGAGAAGCUCAAAUCAGUGCUUAUUUUUCUGGGUUUCAUGUCCCUAAUACUGACAGUAACACAGAGAUGGAUAGCCAAUAUUUGCAUACCCACAGAAGUUGCAUAUACUAUGCUUCCUUGCAGAAAAUCAGUAUCAACUAAAACAACCAAAGCAGUUGGUUUCGAUCGCAUGUGGAGCACCGGGGCAUCUACAACUUUUGAAGUAAUACAAAGAAGACUAGCAGAAACAGAAGAUAGUACUACUAGUUCCACUUCUACCACUUCUGAGGAUCACUGCGAAUCCCAGGGGAAGACCUCAUUUAUAUCACAAGGGGGACUAAAUCAGCUCAACAACUUCAUCUUUGCUCUGGCAAUUAUGCAGAUCGUGUACAGUGUUCUGACAAUGGCCUUAGGAAGAGCCAAGAUGAAGCGUUGGGAAGCGUGGGAAAGAGAAACUCAGACGGUGGAUUACCAAGUCGCAAAUGAUCCUAACCGAUUCAGGUUUACAAGGCAGACGACAUUUGCUCGUAGACACAUGAAUUCUUGUACAGGAACACCUAUUCAACUGUGGAUUAAGUGCUUCUUCAGACAAUUCUUCCACUCAGUUGAAAAAAUUGAUUAUCUCACAUUACGCCAUGGCUUCAUUUCUACUCAUUUGUCAACAAACAACGCAUUCAAUUUCCAGCAGUACAUAGAACGGUCGCUGGAGGAUGAUUUCAGAGAAGUAGUUGGCAUAAGCCCUUUCAUGUGGUUUAUCGUCGUAAUCUUCAUUCUCGUAGACGUGCAUGGUUGGCAGGUGUAUCUCUGGGUGUCAUUUGUGCCACUAAUCAUUGUGCUAGUUCUUGGAACCAAACUGGAAGUGGUGGUGGCCAGAAUGGCUCACCAACUCGGUGACCAGCAUAAUGUAAUCAAAGGAACUCCUCUGGUUCAACCAAAGGACAGUCACUUCUGGUUCAAUAGACCGCGGUUCGUCUUGACUCUCGUACAUCUCACACUGUUCAUGAAUGCAUUUGAACUUGCUUUCUUCAUUUGGGUCACGUUACAAUUUGGGAUACACUCUUGCUACCAUGAACACAUAGAGAUUAUCAUUAUAAGGGUGGUCUUAGCGGUUGUCGUUCAAGUUAUGUGCAGUUACAUUACUCUUCCCCUCUAUGCUCUAGUGACCCAGAUGGGGUCAAAUUUGAAGAGUACAGCAGUGCUUGAAGAGCAAACAACAAAAGUUAUAAAGCAGUGGCAUGCGGACGUGAAGCAAAAGAGGAAAAAGAAUAGGCAAGACAAUUCAGAAUCUGGUCACGAUUAUUCCUCUACUGUAGGAAGCAGUCAGAGAACCAUGAAUUCCCCAGAUUUCUCUUCCCACCACCGGCACCCAACCUUUGCUGAAAUGUCCCAAAUGGAGAUUGUCGAAGAUGGUCAAGAAAUUGUCGAAGAACAUCAAGAAAAGGGCAGCCAAAAUGAAAUUGAACUGGCUAGUAGUAGUACUGUUUUAGCUACUGAGGUACACAUAGAAAUUUCGGAGGUGAACAGAAGCCAAACGUGAAUUUAAAGAAAUUUUGGUAAAUACAAUUAGCCCUUGAAAUUAAAGGAUACAAUAUAUACAUAGAUUAUCUAUAAGUCCAAAAUACCCUGUUAUCCUUGUA
Rosa chinensis is the source of this 2074-nucleotide messenger RNA. Its product is annotated as MLO-like protein 3. The coding region runs from base 295 to 1974 and encodes 559 amino acids. Gene Ontology annotation, cellular component: membrane. The record is from RefSeq and is a predicted model, not a curated record. Lineage: Eukaryota; Viridiplantae; Streptophyta; Magnoliopsida; Rosales; Rosaceae. The transcript has 15 exons. Gene Ontology annotation, biological process: defense response.